This is a messenger RNA of Rasamsonia emersonii CBS 393.64, 348 nucleotides long. RefSeq lists its product as uncharacterized. NCBI's taxonomy places the organism in Eukaryota, Fungi, Ascomycota, Eurotiomycetes, Eurotiales, Trichocomaceae. The transcript has a single exon. The annotation marks the transcript as partial. The record is from RefSeq and is a predicted model, not a curated record.
CGCCCAUGCCCGCAAGAAGGUGGACGACCUCGUGGACCGCGCGACAGCCUUUUACGAGGCUGCUCGCCCACAGGCGCCUCUUCUUGCGGAUGCAGAAAGCGCUAUCCUGAGCUCCCGCUCCGCUGCAGACCGGGAAGCCAUCGACAAUCUGGUCUCGUUUGCGAACCAAAACCGGGCAUCGAGAAUCUUCAAUCCGACAAGACCAACCUUCUCAUCGAUGCGCUGCUGGCUUCAGCUCCGGGGAGUGUGCCCCAGGCGCCCACGGAGCUGGAGUCCCUUCACGCGUUGAAGGAACUGAUCGAUCGGCGCAUCGAGAAGCUGACAAGCGGAUCUUCGGAUCCCCAUUGA